GUUAUACAUUUAGGCAAUUUGGAGGAAUAUUAACUUUGGAAUUGCCCAAAGGGUUUAUCAGAAGCUGCGUGUUGGUUCAAACAGUAGUGGCUAGUACAUGAUUCCAGGACAAGGACUGAAUCCAGGAGGAAAUCUGCUGAUUUGGGGCCUUCCAAGACUUCUAAGUGCUACUUUUUAGGUGAAGAGGGAAUUUCCUUUGACCUCUGUGCUAACAUUUCCUCCCUGAGGUCUCAACGCAAGGAGAGCUUGCAAUAGCUCCAUCUCGCCUCUUGGGGGCACUCUCGCUCCAUCCCAGAGCUCGCUUCAGGCAAUAGGGAAGAGACCAAACGUUCCCCCUCCCAUCACUUCCUCGUCAUUUCUGGGAACUUUUCUCCCAUCAUUCUCGGGACGGGAUUUACUUCGAAGAGCCGUAGGUCAUUUUUCGGUUUAAGACUUUGGCAACGGGAGAAGAGGGUGCCGGAGCUAGGUGCUGUGCUAAGCCUCCCUGAGACAUCAUGGCAGAGCAGAGCCCACCUCCCUAUGAUGGCAAGAAAACUGGACCUGCAGAUACAACAGAUUUGGAGUGUCUCGUAGAGGAAGAUGGGGGUUUUCACAUUGCUUAUUGGGUUGACAAGAAUGUCCGGCAAACUUUCAUUCGCAAGGUCUACAGCAUCAUCACCCUUCAGCUAUUGGUGACUGUGGGCAUCGUUGCACUCUUCACUUUUUCACACCCUGUGAGCUAUUAUGUGCAAAGGAAUAUUGCCCUGUACUAUGUAUCUUAUGCUGUAUUCUUGAUCUGCUACCUUGUGCUGGCCUUGUGUAGAAGCAUCCAGAGGCGCUUCCCAUGGAACAUAAUCCUCAUGACUAUCUUUACCAUGUCCACGGCAUUCAUGACUGGCACAAUCGCAAGCGUGUAUGAGACCAAGACUGUGAUCAUUGCCAUGAUCAUCACAGCAGUUGUAACCAUCACUGUCACUGUUUUCUCCUUUCAGACAAAGGUAGAUCUCACAACCUGGCGCGGUUUCUUCUGUAUCAUGGCCAUUGUCUUCAUGGUGACUGGCAUUGCCACUGCCAUUGUCCUGAGCUGCAAAUACAUGUACUGGCUCGACUUGCUUUAUGCGGCCAUUUCUGCUGUAGUCUUCACCCUGUUCCUUGCUUAUGAUACUCAGCUGCUGCUGGGGAACAGGAAAUACGCCAUCAGUCCUGAGGAUUACAUUUAUGGAGCCAUCCAGAUCUAUGUAGAUGUCAUCUACAUCUUCCUUUCCUUCACACGGCUUGUGGGCAGGAAUUAGGGACUGUGGGACCUGUACUUAGGGCCAGGACUUUGUCUCGGCAUUUGGGUGAAAAGGUUCUUCACCUUUCCCCUCUUCACCAGCACACGAGUCUGUUGUUUGCAUAGAUCCUAUACUGAUGGUACACAAAGUUGAUGUAUA
This is a messenger RNA of Zootoca vivipara (common lizard), 1412 nucleotides long. Its product is annotated as protein lifeguard 3. The record is from RefSeq and is a predicted model, not a curated record. Gene Ontology annotation, biological process: negative regulation of apoptotic signaling pathway. Lineage: Eukaryota; Metazoa; Chordata; Lepidosauria; Squamata; Lacertidae. Gene Ontology annotation, cellular component: Golgi apparatus; membrane; endoplasmic reticulum.